Salvelinus namaycush (lake trout) is the source of this 2805-nucleotide messenger RNA. RefSeq names its product harmonin-like. NCBI's taxonomy places the organism in Eukaryota, Metazoa, Chordata, Actinopteri, Salmoniformes, Salmonidae. The record is from RefSeq and is a predicted model, not a curated record. Bases 1 to 2805 code for a protein of 934 amino acids. Gene Ontology annotation, molecular function: protein binding. The transcript has 26 exons. Gene Ontology annotation, biological process: retinal cone cell development; inner ear auditory receptor cell differentiation; inner ear morphogenesis. Gene Ontology annotation, cellular component: stereocilium tip; photoreceptor inner segment; stereocilia ankle link complex.
AUGGAACGAAAAGUAGCUCGAGAAUUUAGGCACAAGGUGGAGCUGCUCAUUGACAAUGAGGCAGAAAAGGAUUACCUGUACGAUGUCCUGCGAAUGUACCACCAGUCCAUGGAGCUGCCGGUGUUGGUGGGGGACCUGAAGCUGGUCAUCAACGAGCCCAGUCGCCUGCCGCUGUUUGAUGCCAUCCGGCCCCUCAUUCCCCUCAAACACCAGGUGGAGUACGACCUGCUCACCCCCAAGAGGUCACGUAAGUUGAAGGAGGUGCGUCUGGAUCGUACUCAUCCUGAGGGUCUGGGUCUGAGUGUGAGAGGGGGCCUGGAGUUCGGCUGUGGACUCUUCAUCUCACAGAUCGUCAAGGAUGGACAGGCUGGAAACAGUGGCCUGCAGAUGGGAGAUGAGAUUGUCCGCAUCAAUGGAUACGCCAUCUCUUCCUGUAUCCACGAGGAAGUCAUCAACCUCAUCAAGACCAAGAAAAUCGUGUCGCUCAAAGUCAGGCAGGUUGGGAUGAUACCAGUGAAGAGUUCCACAGAGGAGCCUCUGAAGUGGCAGUUCGUGGACCAAUUUGUGUCUGAUUCUGGGAGCAGUGUGGCAGGCCUGGCAUCCAUGGGAGGGAAGGAGAUCAAGGAGAAGAAGGUGUUCCUGAGCCUGGUGGGCACCAAGGGCAUGGGCGUCAGCAUCUCCAGUGGCCCCACACAGAAGCCUGGCAUCUACAUCAGUAACGUCAAAUCUGGCUCCCUCGCUGUUGAAGUAGGACUGCAGAUUGGUGACCAGAUCGUGGAGGUGAACGGGGUGGAAUUUACUAAUCUGGACCACAAAGAGGCUGUAAGAGUUCUGAAGAGUAGCAGGAGUCUAACCAUCACAGUUCUCACCGGCGCUGGCAGUGAGUUGUUUAUGACAGACGAGGAGCGUCUGGCGGUGGAGGCUCGCAGGGAGCUGGACAGACGAGAGUUGAUGCACCAGAAAAGGGUUGCCCUGGAGACUAACAAGAUGGUCAAGGAGCAGCAGGAGAAAGAGAGGCAGAGAAAGAUGGAGAUUUCUCAGAAGACUGCUGAGGAAGAGGAACGCUAUCGGAAGGAGAUGAAGAAGAUCGAGGCUGCGGAGAGGAAGCACCACAGGGAGUGGGAGGAGGACUGGGCGCCUAGAGAGCAACCCAAAACCAAGAGUCCCUCUCCGGCCCCGCCCGAAAUCAACACCACACCCCCCAAGUCCAAGAACUCUGACAUUGGAGCAAGCUCUUUUCAGGCUGACGACGACGAUGAAGAGCAGCAGGAGGUGGAGGAAGAGGGGACUUUUGGAUGGUUUUAUCGCUACGAAGGGAAGCUGCCCACACUCCGCAAGAAGAGGAAGAAGAAGAAGGUGUCCAACACGGACACCCUGCAGGAACAGAGGAAAAACAAGAAGGAGAUGGAGUUUGAGCUCAAGCUGGCUGCAGAGAAAGAGGAGAUGUAUGAACGAGAGAAGCAGCUGAAGAUCAGUAGACUGGUGCAGGAGGUGUCAGAGACAGAGCGGGAGGAUCUGGAGGAGUCAGAGAAGGUGCAGCACUGGGUGGAACGUCUCUGUCAGACACGCCUGGAACAGAUUUCCUGUGUGGAGAACGAGUCCCCAGAGAUGUCCCCUCCUCGGUCUCCUGCCUCUGGACCCAUGGUGAGGCGUUUCCCCGGGGGUCUCCAGCUGGCCACCACUGACCUUGAUGAUUUGAACUUGGAUGAGGUGGACCAGAGCCUGAGGGGGCCCCUGAAGAGACUGGCCCCCACCCAGCCUUCUUCCUCCCAGCCCCCGCCCCCCCUACCUCUCCCUCCACCCUCUCCCAGACUCAACCCCACCAUCCCCAACUUCUCUCCUGCCUCACCACGACCAUCGCCCCAACGCCUCCCCCCUUCUCCCCCCUCCACCCGCAAGCCCCCUCCCUCUGCUUCUACCGCGUACCCUCCUACCUCCAUCUCCUCUCACUACCCUCCUACCCCAAUCUCCCACUUUCCUCCCUCCUCCUCACACUAUCCCCCUACCUUCCAGUCCUACAGGCCCCCGUCCUCUCCCCGUCCCUCCCCUCAGCUUCCCCCUCCUCCUGCUCCACCUUCUCCGCCCCCACCCUCCCAGCACCCCGAGGAGCAGCUGGGGGGAGGGUCGCAUGGAGGGUACCACCACCACCCCACCAGUCCCCCAGAGACAAGGAGCGAGUGGGAAGGGGGCGGGUACAUGCCGAGGGGAGGUUACUACUCGUCCAACGCCAGUGAAAUGUCUUACCCCUCCAGCCCUAAGCAAAUCGCUCCUAGCCCGCCCAACCAGAGGCGUCAGAUGGCCCCUGUCAUGUCUAAACCAGUCAUGCUGUCCCAGAAUCAGUCCCAUCGACCUACCCUACACGCUGAGGGCCUGCCCCCGGAGAUGCUGAAACGGAUGGUGACGUAUAACAACUCGUUUAGGUCCAACAACAAGAGACAAGGCUUUCAGAAAUACGUGGAAGACUUUGAUCCCCACUCCAUGUUCUCCUCGGAACAGAUAGCUGGGCGAGACGUGAGACUACUGAGAAUCAAAAAGGUUGGACCACUUGAUCUGGCUGUGGAGGGGGGAGUAGACUCCCCUCUGGGAAAGCUAGUGGUAUCUGCCAUUUAUGAUGGAGGCUCGGCAGACAAACAUGGUGGGAUAGUGCCAGGAGAUGAGGUGAUGGCUGUGAAUGGGAAGAUCCUGACUGACUCCUCACUGACAGAAGGACAAAACUCUCUGACCCGGGCCUGGAACAGCGGAGGGGAUUGGAUUGACCUGGUGAUAGCAGUGUCACCUCCAAAAGAGUAUGAAGAUGAGGUGUAA